UUCCCGCAUGCUAUCAACCAUUCAGAAGCUGUAUUGCAUAUCUUAGUUCUUCAAUAGAAAGAAAGAGAAACCAAAACAGAAAAAAAAACAAAAAGAGAGAGAGAGAGAGAGAAAAGAGAACCCACAUUCUCUGUUCAUCACCUUUCUCCAUUUCUCUUCUUCACACACAUCCUUUCGUGGUCCCAAAUGAGGCCUUCUUUGCUAGUUUCACUUUUACUUUUCUCCAUUCUCAUUUCUGAUGUUCAAGCUAUUCGGUUGAACAAAGGAUUUCUACCAGUUGGGCAUGAUCAAAUCCAUGUAGGAGUCGAAGUCGCUAUUCACUGCAAAGAUGAGAAUUGUUCAGGAAAUAUUAGAAAACUUGUCUCCAAGGCCAAUUCUAAUCCUACUACUACUAAUACCGCCACCACUAUUUCAAAGAAUGACAAGAAUGGAGGGACUAAAGCAGGGUCCAUAUCCACCGGCAAAUUGAAUACCAAUGGACUCAGUGAAAAAGAGGAAAGCUUUUCCGUUAAAUCAUCGCCAGUUUCUGAGCACCGGGAGGCCUCCCCCGAGCACUAUCCUGACAUUUUAGACAUAGCUGGGAUGGACUAUUCUCCUGCAAAGAGAAAACCUCCAAUACACAACUAAGUGGUGUUUGUUAGAGAACCAAACUAGCAGACAAAAAAAAAAAAAAAGAAAAAAAGAAAAAGAAAUUACUGUUAGAAAGAUGAAGGGGGAGAGAAGUUGGAAAGCAUUACAGAAAUGCUGCAGUUUUUUAGGGUUAGCUAGAAAGAUUUUGUACAUAGCAAUAGCAUAUUCUAAAAGUGUUGUUAAAUUAAUAUAUUAUUUGAUAAUUGAGUCAUAAGCACUUGGGGUGCUUACUAUAUAGGCCUUGUAAUCUAAAUAAUAUUACAUUAAUUGAAAGUAUCAUAGUAGCCCCAGAUUAAUGCUUCUUUUUGGUAAGUACCAAGUACUUAGUCAAUUUAAUUCAUUCAAUAUUUGUGCUUGAAUUAGCUUGUACCUCCUCGUCCAAGAGAGAAUGAUAA
Camellia sinensis is the source of this 1025-nucleotide messenger RNA. Lineage: Eukaryota; Viridiplantae; Streptophyta; Magnoliopsida; Ericales; Theaceae. The record is from RefSeq and is a predicted model, not a curated record.